Cordyceps militaris CM01 is the source of this 678-nucleotide messenger RNA. RefSeq lists its product as uncharacterized. The transcript has 4 exons. The record is from RefSeq and is a predicted model, not a curated record. NCBI's taxonomy places the organism in Eukaryota, Fungi, Ascomycota, Sordariomycetes, Hypocreales, Cordycipitaceae. Bases 1 to 678 code for a protein of 225 amino acids.
AUGCCGUACUUCCCGUCGUGUGAGGCGACGCUUGGGGGAGUCAAUGGAGUGAACUGGACGGCAGCCAGAAGCGAUGGAAAGAAAAGUUGGGGGCCGGCGGGAGGGCCGCCACUCCAGUCGCUUGUAUAUUUGCUGACCUUUGAACAGGACCCGUAUUAUCUCAUUCUCGAGAUGCACUGGAUCGGCGGAUUUUACUACUGGCGUAUUUUGAGAAGCAAGGGUCAAAACUCGGACGAACGAAAGCACCGCCAAUCGCUUCACAACCCACAAGUAGGCUAUGCAGUGGCAGUGUUGUUGAGUUUGUUCCAGGAGUUUGGUUGUCGUGUGCCUCCGGUCGGUGGCGACGACAAGGUACAGGACUGCUGGUCGGCCGCAACUGCGAGUAAUACCCAUGACACGCUGAAGUCCACCACCAUAGUUAUACAUGACAUGUCAGAUUCGCUGCACACCACCGCAAUGCAGCGGAACACGGACCGGACCUUGCUCAGCCCGGCGCCACUGUCUUGGAGCACCACACAGUACAACCACACCUGGGCGGCUUACAGCCUCAACGGGAUGUCUGGUAAUGCGACAGUUCCAAUUGAGAGCGGGAAUGACUUGUGGCGUGAGUGGCUGGCUUUAUUGUUGCGCCCGCAACUCAAGCCAACGCGCCGGUAUUGCAUCGUGGCUUCGCUGUAG